AUGGAGUCACUGAGAUUUAUUAGUAUGCCUCGCACAUACUCCGUGAUGCGGAAAUUGUCAACACGUCACACUACCGUAUUCCGACAUGGACUGCUGACCCCAAACAACCCUCAAUUACCAGCAAUUACUUGGAUACUAGGGGCCAAGAUGAGUUCCCUGUCAGCCCCUCCAGAAAGCCUUCUCCAUCCAAUGAAUUUUCCUCGGAAGUUGCUGAUGGGACCUGGUCCCUCAAACUGUCCUCCAAGGAUUCUCAACGCCAGCGCCCUACCCGUCCUGGGCCACCUCCACCCGGAGUUUACCAAGAUAAUGGACGAGGUUAAAAACGGUAUCAUGUAUGCCUUUCAGACCAACAAUAAGUGGACAGUGUGUGUAUCUGGGACAGGUCAUGCAGCCAUGGAAGCAGCGUGUUGUAACUUACUACAGCCAGGGGAGACCACUCUAGUAAGUGUCAACGGCCUGUGGGGUGAUCGCUUUGCUGACAUGGCAGAAAGAAGUGGUGCUGUUGUUAAGAAAAUGCACAAGCCCAUGGGGCAAGUAUUCAGUCUGGCAGACAUUGAGCAGGGCUUGCAAAAAUAUAAACCGGCGUUGCUGUUCAUUACCCAUGGUGAAUCAUCAGGUUCCACGUUACAGCCGCUAGAGGGCGUAGGAAAACUUUGUCACAAAUACAACUGCUUGCUUCUCGUGGACUCCGUGGCGGCGCUAGGUGGCGUCCCCAUGUACAUGGACGAUUGGGAAAUUGACGUGUUGUACACGGGAUCACAGAAAGUGUUGAGUGCUCCCCCAGGAGCCAGUCCGAUCUCCUUCUCGGAAAAGGCCAGAGCUAAAGUGUUAAGUCGAACCGUUCCUGUGAGAUCAUUUUACUUCGAUAUGAACCAUCUUGCUAACUACUGGGGGUGUGACGAGGGACCCCGAAGGUAUCACCACACAGGCCCUAUCGCAAGUGUGUACGCCCUGAGGGAGGGUCUAUCCCGAUUGGCUGAGGAGGGGUUAGAAGAAAGCUGGAACAACCACAAACGAUGUGCGGAGAUGUUACACGAUGGCUUGGCUAGUCUUGGUCUAGAACUACUCGUCACAGACAAGUCAGUUCGCCUUCCCUGUGUAACCGCUAUCUGGGUUCCCUCUGAUGUCAAUUGGAAGCACGUGGCAGAUUACGCUAUGAACACGUACAGGGUUGAGAUAUCCGGCGGACUCGGAGAUUUAGCCGGGAAAAUUUGGCGAAUAGGAAUCAUGGGAUACAAUGCUACCCCUGACAACGUAAAACUGGUGCUGCGGGCAUUGAAGGAAGGGAUCCAACAGGACAGACAGAAGCAGUCAAAACUGUAA
Ylistrum balloti is the source of this 1323-nucleotide messenger RNA. Its product is annotated as alanine--glyoxylate aminotransferase-like. The transcript has 12 exons. The record is from RefSeq and is a predicted model, not a curated record. Gene Ontology annotation, molecular function: L-alanine:glyoxylate transaminase activity; L-serine:pyruvate transaminase activity. Gene Ontology annotation, cellular component: peroxisome. The coding region runs from base 1 to 1323 and encodes 440 amino acids. NCBI's taxonomy places the organism in Eukaryota, Metazoa, Mollusca, Bivalvia, Pectinida, Pectinidae.